This is a messenger RNA of Alternaria hordeiaustralica, 594 nucleotides long. RefSeq lists its product as uncharacterized. Bases 1 to 594 code for a protein of 197 amino acids. Lineage: Eukaryota; Fungi; Ascomycota; Dothideomycetes; Pleosporales; Pleosporaceae. The record is from RefSeq and is a predicted model, not a curated record. The transcript has 2 exons.
AUGGAAGUUACCAACGCCCCAGAGGAACCGAAGCCCUUCCGGACGACUCACGUGCUGGCUACCCUAGGCCUGAUAUCCACAUCAUCCUUCUUCAUCCGACUCUACUAUCCCGUAGGCCGAGCCUUCUGGCCCUUGUUCCUCCAGCUGGCGUAUGUAUCCCAAUACGUCACUUACUACACCGCCGGCAUCUACAUCCACCGCUCAGGGCGUUCACUGCAAAACGCCAUCUCUUCAUCAACCUUACGCAUCGUCGGCAGCAUCACCGCCUCCAUCGCCUCCCUCAGUCUCUUCCACAUCAAGUCCCUACUCGACUCCGGCAUGUCUUUCCCCGAGAUCGUCCCUCUCAUCUUCGGCGGCCCAAACCUACUCGCCUUCCUCUACGCGUUCUUCAACGAAUUCGCUGGCUUGACCCUCGCUUCGCUCCUAUUGAAGGCUUUCUACGAUCCGCGUUUGGCGUUUCUGAGCAAGCGCUGGACGGUUGGGGCCGUGGAUGUUGCGAAGUAUAGUUAUGCGGCUUUCUUGGUUCAUUCACCGGUGGUUCUUGAUUUGCAGUGUUGGUUUGGGAAGAAGGGCUGGGAGAAUGAAGGCUCAUAG